CGACAAAAUGGGUAGAGGACCAAAGAAGCACUUGAAGAGAUUAGCCGCUCCAUCCCACUGGAUGUUGGACAAAUUGUCCGGAACUUACGCUCCAAGACCAUCGGCUGGUCCACACAAGUUGAGAGAAUCCUUGCCUUUGGUUGUCUUCUUGAGAAACAGACUUAAGUACGCUUUGAACGGUAGAGAAGUCAAGGCUAUCUUGAUGCAACAACAUGUCAAGGUUGACGGUAAGGUCAGAACUGACUCUACUUUCCCAGCUGGUUUCAUGGAUGUUAUCUCCUUGGAAGCUACCAACGAACACUUCAGAUUGAUCUAUGAUGUCAAGGGUAGAUUCGCUGUCCACAGAAUCACCGCUGAAGAAGCUUCCUACAAGUUGGGUAAGGUCAAGAAGGUCCAAUUAGGUAAGAGAGGUGUUCCAUACGUUGUCACCCACGACGGUAGAACUCUCAGAUACCCAGACCCAUUGAUCAGAGCCAACGACACCGUCAAGAUCGACUUGGCUACCGGUAAGAUCACUGACUUCAUCAAGUUCGACACUGGUAGAUUGGUUAUGGUUACCGGUGGUCGUAACUUGGGUAGAGUUGGUGUCAUUGUGCACAGAGAAAAGCACGAAGGUGGUUUCGACUUGGUCCACAUCAAGGACUCUCUUGACAACACUUUCGUCACCAGAUUGGCCAACGUCUUCGUCAUCGGUACCGAAGCCGGUAAGCCAUGGGUUUCCUUGCCAAAGGGUAAGGGUAUCAAGUUGUCAAUUUCUGAAGAAAGAGACAGAAGAAGAGCCCAACAAGGAUUGUAAGUGCUAGCUUUGGCUGGAGCACUGUGAUCUUUGAUCUCUAUAGUUGCAUUUAAUGUAAUAUAAGUAUAAUAGCAAUUCUGUUGAAGUAGUGAAGGAGUAUCAUGGUAGAGUUGUAUAAAAAAUGUAUAUAGAUGAACAGCACGUAAGUUCAUUGUAUUUAGUUCAUUGGAUUUUUCAUACUCUUAUCAUCUAACUACAGUGCAUUGCAU
Scheffersomyces stipitis CBS 6054 is the source of this 1005-nucleotide messenger RNA. It is a transcript of the gene RPS4A, whose product is annotated as 40S ribosomal protein eS4. The record is from RefSeq and is a predicted model, not a curated record. Gene Ontology annotation, cellular component: cytosolic small ribosomal subunit; ribosome. The transcript has a single exon. The coding region runs from base 8 to 796 and encodes 262 amino acids. Gene Ontology annotation, biological process: translation. Gene Ontology annotation, molecular function: structural constituent of ribosome; RNA binding. Lineage: Eukaryota; Fungi; Ascomycota; Pichiomycetes; Serinales; Debaryomycetaceae.